AUGAAAUUGAACGUCACAAAUGUCCUCUUCUAUGCGCCCUUGGGUGCUGUUACGGCUCAAAUCCCUGCUCGCAAUCCAGUGAGCGUGGGUCCGCCACUCGAGUUGAUGCACCUCUAUUUUGACGAAUGGCCGACACGGGUAGCUGUCUCUGCCUCUGGACGCAUGUUUUCCUGCUAUCCUUUGGGGCUUGACUACACCAAUACGAGAUACCAGGUCGCCGAGCUUGGCUCGAACAACACCGAAAUCCCUUUUCCCAGCGCACAGGUCAAUUCUCCCCCAGGAGGAGCAGUCAACUAUUCAACAUAUCCGCCCACCACAAAAGGUCUUUUGGACUAUCUGAUGUCUGUCCAAAGUGUGGCUGUCGACCCCAAAGAUCAUUUGUGGAUAUUGGACACUGGCCGAGCCCUCCUCAGCAACGGCACACUGACCACCUCUAACCUUGGCGGUCCUAAACUGACUGGCGGAUCAUGGCCUCAUCUGGAAAACAUUCCCCAGGUCCGUGCUGAGCCAGGCUUCUACGUCAACGUUCGGGGCGACUCUGUAUAUAUGAACGCAGGUAGCGGGAUGCCUAUUUCCAAGGUUGCAUUUGGUGCAGACGGAAUCACUCUAUCCAACGACGGCGAUGUCUUGAGGGCAUCGUCUGAACUGUUUGCCGCGGCAUCGGUAAUGGACCUCGGCCAGAAGGGUGUGAGUGACGGACUGGACAGUGAUUCAAACGGUAUAGUCUACGCUGGAAGUGUUGAAACCGAUUCUAACGUCACUUUCAACCAUCAAAAUGGGACAGUCCAGACGUACGUGAGAGAUCCGCGGAUCGGCUGGACGGACACCUUUUCUGUGGCCGGGAACUAUUUGUACUUUACGGAGAAUCAGCUUUGGCGAGGGGCAUCGUACCAAAGUGGCAUCGACAUGCGGGUCAAGCCUUAUGCUUCGUACCGAGUGCCUCUGUUGAACAAUGCGACCAAGAUACAACUUGUAUAG
Messenger RNA from Fonsecaea pedrosoi CBS 271.37, 978 nucleotides. RefSeq lists its product as uncharacterized. The coding region runs from base 1 to 978 and encodes 325 amino acids. The record is from RefSeq and is a predicted model, not a curated record. The transcript is spliced from 4 exons. NCBI's taxonomy places the organism in Eukaryota, Fungi, Ascomycota, Eurotiomycetes, Chaetothyriales, Herpotrichiellaceae.